GGGGGGUGUGCGAGGGGCAGGGCCGGGCGGCCUUCCUCCUUUGUUCCCCGAAGGGGCGCCCGCCGCCGCAUGGCUGGCCGCUGCCCUCUCUGCCCCGCUCCCCCUCCCGGGCUGCUCCCGGCUCGGCGCGGAUGCCCCGGCGGCCGGGGCGGUGUGAAAGCUAACCGUCGAUUUGCGCUCAUUUCAGGACCCGGGGGGCGUGUGCCUGGAGGCCGCUCCGCAGCCGUUGGUAGGGAUUCAUCUUCAUGAAGGAAAGAAACUUGUGAGAAGAUCCGAUUUAGAACUAUAGUGUUCACUUCAAGAUGCCCCAAAGGGAAAAUACUCAUCUGCAAGUCUUAUCUUCCAAAACUGUCUGCAUUCUUUCAAUCAAAGAAAAACGUUUUUUGAAAAAGAUGACUUGUGAAAUCUGUGAACAAAGCUGGCUUUACAAGGAUACUGAAUGAAAGACAACAUGCCUUACAAUGGACACUUAUCUUGAAAGGGUGACACUGUGCUCAUAAACUAAAACACAGGCACUGUAAAAACACUGAUCCUGAACAAGCAUAAGGAUUAUAGAAACUGCAUCAGAAUGUUCGUUAACCCCAGAAGAGUCAGAAAAUGCCAUUUUUUUCAGAUAUUUGGCACUUGCUUCAUACUCUGUGUCAUGAUUUUUUGGGGACCAUUUGAUAAUCACAUUGUGAGCCAUAUGAAGUCCUAUUCAUACAGAUACCUCAUAAAUAGCUACCAUUUUGUGAAUGAUAGCCUGUCUAUCAACAGGGAUAACCUGGACAGAGUAUCAAGCUACCAGUACUUGAUCAACCACAGAGAGAAAUGCCAGCAGCAGGAUGUGCUUCUCCUGUUGUUUGUGAAGACUUCUCCUGAAAACCGUCAUCGGAGGGAUGCAAUUAGACAAACUUGGGGUAAUGAGAAGUAUGUUCGUUCUCAACUUAAUGCCAAUAUUAAAACUCUUUUUGCUUUAGGACGACCCACAGAUAACCUGCAGCAAACACAGCGGCAAAAAGAACUUCAGCUGGAAGACCAGCAAUACAGUGAUUUGAUUCAGCAAGACUUCUUGGAUACUUUUCACAAUCUUACUCUUAAAUUGCUUUUGCAGUUUAGCUGGGUUAAUGCCUACUGUCCUCAUGCCAGGUUCAUUAUGUCUGCAGAUGAUGAUAUAUUUAUCCAUAUGCCAAAUCUUGUUGCUUAUCUCCAAAGUCUAGCACAAAUGGGUGUUCAGGAUCUCUGGAUUGGUCGUGUCCAUCGCGGCUCCCCUCCCAUAAGAGACAAGAGUAGCAAAUACUAUGUUCCAUAUGAAAUGUACCAGUGGCCCUCUUACCCUGACUACACGGCAGGAGCUGCAUAUGUAAUAUCAAAUGAUGUAGCAGCUAAAGUAUAUGAGGCUUCAUUGACUCUCAAUACAAGUCUUUAUAUAGAUGACGUUUUCAUGGGUCUCUGUGCCAAUAAAAUGGGAAUUGUACCACAAUAUCAUGUAUUUUUUUCUGGGGAAGGAAAGGCUCCGUAUCAUCCCUGCAUUUAUAACAAAAUGAUGACAUCUCAUGGACACAUAGAUGAUCUUCACCAGCUCUGGAAGCAGGCUACAGAUCCCAAAGUUAAAAAGUUUUCAUCGGGGAUUUGGGGUAGAAUAUACUGCAGACUAGUCAAUAUUGUACUUCUCUGUAAACUAUAUUAUGAGGACACAUAUCCUUGUUCAGCUGCAUUUUCUUAAUACUUGAAUAUCUGCGUUGAAGAUCCACUGAGCCAAAACAGAGCAACAACUUUUUAGCUGUUUCUUCAACAUAUAAUGGAAAGAGGUAAAACCUAAAUGUGAAUAGUUGGGGGUAGCUAGGAAAGAUGUUUCCAAAUUCUGUUCAGAAACUCUUAAUUGGAGUAGCUCUCCUAUUGUACUGCAACUUUUUACAUUGUAGCCUGGUUUGUUUUUGUUUGGUUUGGGGGGUGGGGGAUGGUGUUGUGUGUGUUUGUUGUUUUUUUAACACUCUCCAAGGGAUGUAAGUCUGGAUUAAAUGAACUAUAAUGGACUUUAUUUCUAGAUUUUGAAAUGCUUGGUGAAAAUGUCUGUUGCUUUGAACAUGUCAGUAAGUCAAGUUUGGUUUUUUUAAAGAAAAGCAAUGUGAACUAAGGCACAUGAUUAAAAAACUGCUAUAGCAAAAUGGAGUAGACCUUUGAAAACACAAGGAAAAUAGAACGUCUGGAUGAAUUAGACUAUUGCAGUAGUUUAAGGCAAUGUAAAUUGGUUACAAAUAUUCACCAUUUCUCAGUGCUUCACAGAAACUAAGUUUGGACCUGCACAAUUGAUAAACAUUCAGUGCUAGAAGUGAAGACCUGCUACCGUCUUUUUCUCAAAGUUCCCUAAACCUUUGAAAUAGGGAAACAGUUUUGGUGCCCUCUGACUUGGUUGUUUUAAGUAACAAAGGAGCUCUCUUUAAAUCAGGGCUGAAUUUAAAGGAUAACAAUCAAAUAUUACUCAUGUAACUGGCUUUGAUAAUAUCUCUGGCUUCUGAAAACUGAAGCAGUAUAUUUAAACCACCUGAUCUCUAAUAAGCAAAUAAGCUAAAUGAGUUUUCUUUUAGCAAUGGUUCUGUUUUCCAAUAUUCAUGGUUCUAAAGGUGAAAAGCAAGCAAAAAUCCCUGACAGUGUUACUAAAGUCUUUAACAGCUUUGAAUUAGCUAUUAAAAAGCAAAAUUUCAUGUUUGUACUAACAGAGAGGGAGGGUAUUUUCUGCACAAAGCUUGACUUCACAGUGAAGGGAUAGGAAGAUGGUGAUCCACAGAAACUAAGUACACAAAUCAAAAUCACUAAAAUAUUUCUCCUGGAGUCUUAAGCAUGAGAUUGUCUUUAAAAUUUCAGGGCAGUUUCUAUCCAUAAAACCCUGUAUCUUGAAUAUAUGUCAGUGUUAAUACUACCUGCAGGAGGAACAAAACACCUGUGCACUGUAAAUCAGGAUAGAUAAUCAAACUCAGUGAUGCUCAAACUUAAGCCAUUAUGAAUUGUACUGUGGUGCCAUAUAAAUAUUGCAGAGAACCAGAGUUCUAGGACAUCUGCAGGCUUUUCUUGUAUAGCUCACUAAUGGUGUUUUCGCAGACUCUCAGGACAGAUAUUUUAGUUGCUAAUUGCCAAACCUGUGGUAGCUCUUCCUGGAGUGGACACACAGCCCACACAAGGUACAGUCAGAUAUUGCUUAUGAACUGAUUUGAUGCUGGGACAAGUUCUAGUGUGGAUUGUGUCAGAAAACUACUUCUGAAAGCUUGAAUGAGUCAAGUUAAUCAGCAGAGCAAAAACAGUGCAAAAGCUCACAAAUUAUCGAGUAUCUGUUGGAAAUGUGCAAAUUACAGGAGCAAUACCUACUAGAUUUCUGUCCAAGACUAGCCUUUUUUUUCUGCCAGAAGUUUCUCACUCUGUGGAGCAGUGAGAUACUUUAAUCUGUGUCUUCUGACUUUACCGUAGAACAGCUAUACAAGACUUGGCAGUUAUAAGCUACAAGUAGUAAACUCUUGUUUAAAUAACUGCUACUGUUCUUGGAGCUGUGCUGCAGGUUUUAAUGGUUUGAAUGGCUCAUGGUAUACGUUAGCAUAGACAGAAUCCAGGAGUGAGCUUGCUGACUGUUCUCUAACCUGCCAUUUCAGAUGGAUGGUAGGUAGCUACUGGAAUUAAGUAAAAUGUGUAACUUUCUAUAAUUGGUUUUCCAGACGGAAAAGAAUAAGAAUGCUAACCGGACCCAAAGGUUGGGUAUGUAAAGAGCCCACAAAUAAAUAAUUUGAGUGUCAGAAUGAUUGAAGAAUGUAACAGCUACACUUUAGAAAGAACAAAUCUAGUUCAUGUUCUUGCCUAAACAGAUUGAUUACAGUACUGAGGAUGUGUGCUUUUUAAAAGAGAAAAAAAAAAAAAACCACAAGACAAUCCUAGAUCUAUAUAAUCUGUUGGCUUACUGAGAAAUAAAUGCACAUUAAGAGAAAGUAGUAUUUCAUACUGAAGGAAAGCUGUUUCAUUAGAUCUCUGACCUGUUGUGAGCCAUUUAAAUCAACAAGCUGCACAGCAAAACUGCACUACUAGAAAAAGCCACCCUGUUCACUGUAGAGGAGAGGGUCUUCAUAUGCAGUAUGCAACCAAUAUGUACCAUUAAGACUAGAAUUACUUCCAGCGUAACUAUGUUCGGAUUUAUUGGUUUCACUCAUACAAGCAAAGGUAAAGUAAGGUUUAAGUAGCUUAAACUUCUAUAGGGUAACGACCUAGCUAACAUCUUAAAAACUGCAUAAAUGUAGUUUGCCAUUAUCUGAAAGACACUUUGACCAUUGGAAUACUUUGUUUUACAGCUGGUUUGAGUUUGUUUGGAUUGUUUCUCAAUCUUAAAAGGGCUUUGAUAUUUGUAGUAUGUGUUUUCUUUUGCUGCAGUGAAAAGAAGUUGCUUGUUGAAUAAAAAGGAGAGCAUGAAGGCAUUCCUUUCAAAAAAUGGAGAAGCUAGGAAACUUAUUUUCUGAUUCUAAACACUGACUUAAGAUUUGUACACCUUUAUCUCAAAUCUUUUUUAACAGUAGUCUUGGUGCUCCAAUGCAGGGCUGUCAGGUUUUACUUCUACAAAUACAACUGGCUCAGCCUCAAUGGUCACUUCUCAUUAAGAGUUUGACAUCGUUGCACAGCAUAUUUAUGCUAAAAUUGUUUUUACCUGUUUGGUUUGCAUCAGUUUCCCUUUGAUAUUAAUUUUUAUACAAAGUAUUGCAAUAUUUAUUCUUAAACUUUGCUCUGUACCACAAAGACAAUUAUUUUGUAAAAUUUGUUUGAAUAAACAGACUUAAUUUCUUUAAAAAAACAAACAACACAACAAAGGUAAAUAUCUCCUGUUGUUUUCUUUGUAACUGACAGGCUCA
Messenger RNA from Phalacrocorax carbo (great cormorant), 4859 nucleotides. Lineage: Eukaryota; Metazoa; Chordata; Aves; Suliformes; Phalacrocoracidae. The record is from RefSeq and is a predicted model, not a curated record.